Molecule: messenger RNA, 8051 nt
Organism: Chinchilla lanigera (long-tailed chinchilla)
Lineage: Eukaryota; Metazoa; Chordata; Mammalia; Rodentia; Chinchillidae
Gene: Pld5
Product: phospholipase D family, member 5
Exons: 9
Coding region: 86-1411 (441 amino acids)
Molecular function (GO): catalytic activity
Source: RefSeq, a predicted model, not a curated record
AAGUGCAUCGUGAUCUUUGCCCUUGUCUGCUGCUUUGCUAUCCUUGUCGCAUUGAUCUUCUCGGCUGUGGACAUCAUGGGAGAGGAUGAAGAUGGACUCUCAGAAAAAAAUUGCCAAAAUAAAUGUCGGUAAGAGAAUUGCCCUGGUGGAAAAUAUUCCUGAAGGCCUUAACUAUUCAGAAAAUGCGCCAUUCCACUUACCACUUUUCCAAGGCUGGAUGAAUUUACUCAACAUGGCCAAAAAGUCUGUUGACAUAGUGUCUUCCCAUUGGGAUCUCAACCACACUCAUCCAUCAGCAUGUCAGGGUCAACGUCUUUUUGAAAAGUUACUCCAACUGACGUCACAAAAUAUUGAAAUCAAGCUAGUGAGUGAUGUGACGGCUGAUUCAAAGGUAUUAGAAGCCUUGAAAUUAAAGGGAGCCGAAGUGACGUAUAUGAACAUGACUGCCUACAACAAGGGCCGGCUGCAGUCCUCCUUCUGGAUUGUGGACAAACAGCACGUUUACAUUGGCAGUGCCGGUUUGGACUGGCAGUCCCUGGGACAGAUGAAAGAGCUCGGUGUCAUCUUCUACAACUGCAGCUGCCUGGUCCUAGAUUUACAAAGGAUAUUUGCUUUAUACAGUUCAUUAAAAUUCAAGAGCAGAGUACCUCAGACCUGGUCCAAGAGACUCUAUGGAGUUUAUGACAAUGAAAAGAAAUUGCAACUUCAGUUGAACGAAACCAAAUCUCAAGCAUUUGUGUCGAACUCUCCCAAACUCUUUUGCCCUAAAAACAGAAGCUUUGACAUUGAUGCCAUCUACAGCGUGAUAGAUGAUGCCAAGCAGUACGUGUACAUCGCUGUCACGGACUAUCUGCCCAUCUCCAGCACAAGCACCAAAAGGACUUACUGGCCAGACCUGGAUGGGAAAAUAAGAGAAGCGCUGGUUUUGAGAAGCGUUAAAGUGCGGCUCCUGAUCAGCUUCUGGAAGGAAACUGACCCCCUCACAUUUAACUUCAUUUCAUCUCUUAAAGCUAUUUGCACGGAAAUAGCCAACUGCAGUUUGAAAGUUAAGUUUUUCGACCUGGAAAGAGAGAAUGCUUGUGCAACAAAUGAACAAAAGGAUCUCACCUUUCCUAAACUGAACCGCAACAAGUACAUGGUGACAGAUGGAGCCGCUUAUAUCGGAAAUUUUGAUUGGGUGGGGAAUGAUUUUACCCAAAAUGCCGGCACGGGCCUCGUCAUCAACCAGGCAGAUGUGAGGAACAACAGGAGCAUCAUUAAGCAACUUAAAGAUGUGUUCGAAAGGGACUGGUAUUCACCUUAUGCCAAAACCUUACAACCCACCAAACAGCCGAACUGCUCCAGCCUGUUGAAACCCAGAGCCCCCGCCAACAAAACUGCCUCGGACGCCCAACGCGAGGAAAUAAACUGAUCGUCAGCACUCGUGUUUUCCUAUUUAUACACCGAGGACUUGAGGAGAGAAAAACAAUUUAAUAUGUCUUUUUUAGGGGAAAAAAAGCACACAUUGAAAACAUUGAAUGAUAUGUAAUAUCUCUAUCUAACAAUAUCUUAGCGCCAUGUACUCGCAAUUUAAGACUUUUGUAUUUGUUACUUCUAACGGAGAAUGUCAUUCUGGCUUAGAAGUUCGUUUUUAUGUUUGCAUACAAAAUUUAAGACUUUGAUUCCUGUUUCCUGGUCCUUUCUGGUUUUAGAGCCUUUCCUGCUGACCACUGGUCAGUUCUUACGAAACUUACCAUGAGGUGAGCUCUUUUCUUUAACACCAUUCUGAGCGCUGCUGAUUAGGAGAAGGUGAGGACUUCAACCAUGGAGAAGACAUUGAUAAAUCCAAGUAUUUGCCUUUGUGAGUCAUCUCCAAAAUCUGCCUGCGCCCCUACACACACACACAGCUCACAUCUUAUGGCAGCCUUCAACACUCUGGAAAAAAAUACCCUUUUUGUGUCUUUGUUCCGUAUCUUUUUAAUAUUGUAAGUUUUACUUUAUCAUUUUAUCUUCUCUCAAAAUGUCCUUAUUAUGUAGUGUCCCUAUAUUCACCUCAACAUUAGUUCCAAGUAUGAUAGCAUCUUUCAAAAAUGAGUGAAUUUCUCAGAAUGGAUACAAAAUGGAAAUAACGGUCUUUAAUUUUCACCUCUCAGCUACAUUCUGCCCCCCUACCGAAUCAAUUCUUUGAAAAACACAGCCAGCAAUAGGUACCUUUUCUCUCAAGCUCAGAAAAAUGAUGCAGCCACCUGCUAAUAUCCAGCAAGCUAUUCAGUCUGCAUUUUGAGAACAAUGUAGUUUUCCACAUUUUUUGUUUAGUUUACAGUAUCAUAAAGGAAAGGUCUUUAUGUGUGAGUGGAUUUAAAUUUCUUUAGAAUCAUUACGCUGUUAAGAGUAUGCCAGCAAACGUUUAUAGAGCUAUUUAAUAUACCUUCUGCUAUUUAAUAUACCAAAUGCUUUUCAGAGAAAUGCAAUUUAAAUACUGUGCUUAACAUAUUUUACUAAGAAACAGAAAUAUUGGAUUAUCCUUCUAUAAUGUCAUUGUGUGUUGUUUUAUAUCUAUACAAUAUAUAACCAUGUAUUAAUGGAGACUGUUGCUACAUAAGAUCCCCAAGCAGGUGACCAGGACACCCACACCCAGUGUGGCUCCUGACUAUGGGGCUCAGAACAGAGGGGCUCCUUCACUCCUUAGCCUGGGGUUUCUAUUGUUAAUGUAGAGACAGAAAUACUCACCUACCUCUCAAGGAUGUUGUCAUGGUAGGAGAUGUUUAUACCUUGUUUUGAAAUCAAAAGAACCUAUAUAAAUGCUGAGCAUUAUAAUGUUUAAUCUUUUUCUUGAAACAAUCUUUGUGGUAUCCUGAUAGAAUCAAGACCAGGUCCUCCUCAAGAACCCAGAAGGAGAAACAAAUCCACAGCUUCCUGUCACAAACGUGGAUAGCAAGAAUGCAGCGACACAAAACCCCUAGUGGAGACCUGGAUUGUCAACAUCUGCAUGGAGCAUUUUUGUUGGGUCACUUGGGCAUAAAUGAUAUCAACAUGAAACUAGACAUUGUGCUAGGGGGUCAUUCUUUGGGACCAGCAUAUCCAUGUGUUUUCAGAGCAAGGACAAGCAAUUUCAACCACUGUUUCUCAUUUCUAGGGGCUUGCCUAAUGGGAUCACUCCAGAUACAAUGACUGCUGUUGGUCAUCUAGUGGUCACAUUACUUCCUGGCUAGUUGUUUCCAAAUAUUGUUUCAAUGGAUCCUUAACCAGUCAAAGCUGGAAGGAAGCUGUACGGUUAAGGAUAGCAUGUUUUUAUGGCUUUGGGGGGAUUCUCAAUGGAAUUCUUCAUCAGUAAUGGCCAAUACCUAAGACUCUAAAUAUGCACCAUUUGCAUAAUCCUUGUUUGAGUAGGGAGUUAUCUUCCAGUCAUCCAACUAGUGGUGGCUUUAGUGAUGGUUUUAAAAAGAAAGAAGAGUGGGGACAAGCAAACCUACCAAGUUCCCCCUGGGACAAACAAAAAGGUUGGGUUUGCAAAAGAACAUCUAAAGGGAAAGAAAAUUGUUACUUCCUUGCAGUGUGGGCCUAGAGAAAUGGCCUGCCUACACUUUGGCAUCUAUGUGGCAGGAGAAGAGAAUGUCAUCUUUUAGGAAAUGAUCAUAGUUGCUGUUUCUCUCCAAGCCCCUUCAAAAUGAUGCCCCAGGAACUGUGUCCCGGUGUUUCUGCCGGGGGCCAGCAGCUUCGGGGCUCUACGAGACACAGCAACACGCCUCACCAAGGCAGUCAGGUGGUGGAGGUGACGCUGGCCUCCUGUGGCAACCAGGAAAAUAGGCCCUGGGCUGAGAACAUCAGAAAGGAGUCUUUGUCUCCUAAGAGAACAUUCCAUUCUGUAGCAUUUUCUCUUUCCUUUGGAUACUCUGUCUCUCCCUCUAGAGGUAGCCUUUCUCUUUCUGGGUCUGUGCUAAAUAUAUUACUAACUUCCACCCCUCCUACUUCCAAACAUCCCAGGAAAUACUUCUCAAGAGAAAAAGAACAAAGUAAAAACACUUUAAUUUGAGAUUAUUGGGUAGAUGUCUACACCAAGGAUUUUAAGAGGAUGGUGACAACUAAUUUUUUUUUCUUUUUUCUCCAUAAACACUUCAGAAGUCAUUUCCCUAGGAGGAGGAAAAAGAAAACCAAAUACAAUUUGAGACCAAAUUAUACUUUGGAUUCCUCUGUCACUAACACUAACCUAGUGCCUUAUUUAUUCUGAACUAUUGAUUUUAAACAGUGAUUCACUGUUUGAGGACACUUCUUGCUCUGGAGUCCAGUAUGACCUUCUGCUGGCCCAGCCUGUAGGAAGCUUAUGCACGGGCAUCAACGGUUUUUAUGCAGCCUGCUUCCUUCCCACCCCAAAGAAUUUAUCACCCCAGAAUCAAAUCACUGAAACAUAUUGCCAAAUAUCAAUACUGUUGGCCUCCACUGCGUCAUCACUGACCCCUGGUAUGUCCUAAAUUGGAUCACAGCUUAUCACACCAUAGGAGAAGUAGAACCUUCUGAGAUUUUACCUCUGCUUUGGAAACACCGCGUGGUAGGUACCUGAAAAUGAUAGGAGGGAGACACACUGAAAAGGGCCCUUCUGUCUCUAAAGAACCUUGUAAAGGGGAAUUUCAUAGACUGCCAACGUCCUGCGGAACAUAUGUAAAGUGUAAACUAGAGUCUUUUAAAAGUCAAAGUAGGCUCAGCUCAAGAAAUGAAAGAUCUAUGGAAAGAAAACCUUUGCAUUUGGAUAGCUUUGAGCACCACUUUCCCUGGAAUCUGUGUUGUGGUUUGCCUUGUGUCUGACUUGGUUCUUAGUGAGAUGAGUCAGGUCACAUUUUUGGCUGAUCUUACCCUUUUAAAAAUGUGUUUUACUAAUGCAGUCACUGGUUUGUUAAAAGUGCCUCAGUAAACCCAGGACUGACAGAAGCUCAUUUCCCACGAGCUUGUGGCUAUUCUCAAGUGACUUCAAUUCUUUCUGAGAUUGCUGUUUGUUUGUAGAAACUUUUAUUGAACUAAAUUCCAAGGGGAAAUUAAAAGACUAUAAGAAUUUCUUGAUAGAAUCAGAUCCAGAGUCCGUCUGUCUCAGGAAUUCUAUCCUAGAAUCUGCCACCCCCCUAUACAUAUGACCACUUGUGUUUCUCAGUCCAAAAUUCAUUCUAUUAUUUUCUAACAUUUAAGGAAUAUGAAAGGCUGCCUAUACCUGCAAUAGAAGGGUCAGCUCCUAUAAUGAAAGAUACUUUGCUAUUGAGUAUUCAAAUUCACACCCUAAAAACAGCCCCAUCAUUGUGGAUAUCAAUUCUUUUUCCCCCUGUGCUUAUUACCAAUAUACUGGUGCAAUUUAUUAUCAACCUUUUAAAGGAAAAACUAAUAUAACUCUCUUUUGGCCUAAGACAGAUUGGAUAAAUUAAUCCACAUUCAAACAUUUUCUUAUUUGCUAUAAAUUAACUUCUCUCCUUUUCCUUUUAUAUGUUGUUAACCAAAUAGCUGCUUACCAUUUUUACCUUAUUGGCUUAAAUCAGUGUAGGUUUUUCACUAGCCCUCAAGUCAACUCCUCUUAGGCUUACCCUUUCCAUUUGAGAGAAUUCCCACCUUUGGCAGAAUUAUGAAAAUACCGCUCUGUAUGGUGACUAGUUAGGUAUCCUCCAGAAUGAUACCUUAAAGCUGGAAAAACUUACUUUUCUUAUUUUUGACCCAUUACCAGUCUUGUACUUACAGAGUUAUAAAAGACCACUGAUUACCUAGACUUCUUUGGCAACCUGACAAAAAAAGAAAUGUGAAAUUUAGCAGGCCAUUAUGUAUUUUCUUUUGCUAUGUUUAACUACUAAACUUCUAAUUCUGUUGCAAAGGAUCUCUUGGAAUUUUUUAAUGUACCUUUCUAUUAAUAGCAUAAACAUGUACUUGGAUAUAUCUAUAUUAUUAACAUUCUGAUCCCUAAAUAAUUUGGUGUGAUAUAGGGUUGAAUUUGUAGGGAGUCAUUAAAAUGAUCAAAUCUUUCCUAUAACCAAAUGUUCAAUUAUUUUCAGAAGUAAAUUUAUAUGGCAUUUUCAUACUGUAAGGUGAAGCAUUUCUUUUUCUCCUCCACUUGAUCUCAGAAACAAACUUGCUGUCCUGCUCAUGUAAGGUGCAAAGUAAAUGUAGCUGGUCCAGCAGGUUAUGGGACAGCUGUUCUAUAUAGUCAUCCAACAGGAACUUUGUGAAACUACUCCUCUCCCUCCAUAACAUUUGUUCAUACUAUUGUUGAUUUGGGGUAAAUAAGUGACUUCUUAGUGAAGAAACAGUUACAGAUACCACAAGCUACACUGUGGUCCUUUGACAGAAAGUGUCUGUGGGUGUAGGUCAGCUCCCUCUCAUCCAUUCAUCUGUCUUUUCUAGGGCUAAAUCCAUAAUCAAAGACACUUGUGUCUUCUCAGCAAACCCAUUUGGUUGUUAUAUUUUUACAGUGCUGAGGAUCAAACCCAGAGCUUCCUAGGCAAAUGCUCUAACAUGGAACUACAUCCCUCAGCCCCAAUAAACCCAUUCUAAAACUGAGAUUUAGAGCUUACCUUGAAAAGCAUCUAAGCCAACUCCUCCAAAGGUGCACAUUCCCUUCCCAUUUGGCCACUAGGAAGUUGAGGAUCCACUCAAGAUCAUUUGGAGAGUGCAGCAUGGUGCCUUUUAUAGGGUCCACACAGGAUAAUGUUUGGUUCAUUUGCUAUCAUAAUUUAGAUAUAAGGCAAAGAUUGAUCUCUGAAAAAAUAUGCAUGGUAGGUGCAUAUGCUGAUACCCUUUUUAUAAAGAGAAGAAAGCUAUGGGGGUGCACUUUUUUUUAAAGCUGUCAUUUGAGAGUUUAGCAAAGGUCUAGUAAAGUGAAAUUUCUGAAUCUGCAAUAGUCAAUAAUUUCAUUUGAUUGGAAGUUUCUGGAUCUUAUAAUUUCAUGUUUUUAAUUGGCUAAUAAUAAUUUCAUGAGUCAAUCAUGUUCAAGGGGCCCAAUUAAAUCAUUGUAAAGGUGAAAAUUAUUUGUGAUUUAUUUUUACUUCAUAUGACAGACUAAUUACUAAGGGGAGAAUUAUUUUUUUGAAAAGUGGACAUCUGGCUCACAAACUCAUUCCCCUGGGCCUCAAACACUUUGAAAAAUUAAUUCUCUUAUAGACUCUACUGUUUUUCAUGGGAUAACCAGGGGUAGUUGAGCUCUAAGUUCCUUGUAAGACACAAAUGCAGACAAACCCAGUUUCUAGUUUAGAGUGUUCUCAUAAAUUAGAGACUACGACCUCAUUUUCCAGGGCUCCAAAUGUUGAAAUUAUAUGUGACUUUCUGACUGAAGUGAAGGGUGAAGGUUUUUAAAGACAACCCAGAAAAGAUGAUCCAACAGCAUUCAUGUGAAACAGGAUUCUUCCAUAAUUUCAUUUACUUUUACUUAAAAGUGAAGAUUACCUGCUUCUUUAGAAGGUAUGUUUAUGAAAGGCAACAUCCAAAAAUGUAAUAAAGAAGAGCAACACCAUAGUUUCAGAAAAGUAUUUAUAGAACAUGUUGGAAAUCCUGUGUGCCAAAGUGUCCUUGAAAAACAAAAGUAGUUUUGUCCCCAGCAAUAAAGCUGUAUGUUAUAACCUCUAUUUCAUAUGUGGACCUAUAAUUUUCCUAGUGUCCAGGAGAGAUUAUGCCCAUACCCCCUGUAUAGGCAGGUCAUGUUUCUUGUUAUAUGAGCUCUCCAUACUGGUCACAGUUGAUUGUAUCAAGGUUCAAGUCCUGAGUCCAAGUGACUCCUUUUCAGGCCAUGGGAUGGCCUAAGGAAAGAAAAUAAACCCAGAAAUACUUAGCCCAACCUCUUUAAGUCUGAAUAUGAGAGAUAGAAAAUAAAUGAGUAGCAGCAAGAGCAACCAAGAUAGACACAGUUCCCAUAAUGGUGUCACCUUGGAGCAGGACUGGCAACUACUUUUGCCACCAAGUCUAGAGGUCUAUUUGAUUCAGCAUAUCUGCUUUUAGGUUACUGGAGAAAUGACUGAUUCCUGAACAGUGAGUCUGGACUUUGUAGUUACUGGGUUGCUUUCCUAUCUUCCUUGCUUUCUUAUGUAUUGACAUAAAUAAACUACAUUAACUGA